This is a messenger RNA of Osmia lignaria (orchard mason bee), 2736 nucleotides long. It is a transcript of the gene nan, whose product is annotated as transient receptor potential cation channel subfamily V member nanchung. The record is from RefSeq and is a predicted model, not a curated record. Gene Ontology annotation, cellular component: plasma membrane. Gene Ontology annotation, molecular function: protein binding; calcium channel activity. Gene Ontology annotation, biological process: calcium ion import across plasma membrane. Lineage: Eukaryota; Metazoa; Arthropoda; Insecta; Hymenoptera; Megachilidae.
AUGGGCAAUACGGAGAGCAACGUAGCUAGCGGAGUGAAGAAACAGACGGAUGCUUCGUCUAUCUUACUUUACAAAUUGGUCGAUUUAAAAGGUGGUGGUUUAUUAGUGGACAUGAUGAAAAGAGCAACGCAAACUAAACAGUACGCUGAACUAGAUCACGCUCUAAGAACAAAAGUGGAGCCGUAUUUAUACAAUAAGGGUAAAGGUAAAUGGAUCCCGAUUGAAAAGUUGGUGUUGCUACGAAACAAGGAUCGUCCGAAGCAUAAAAUGCUUCCACCAUUAAGGGCUAUGGAAAAUCCGGCCGAUUACGAUAUAGACAAAGAUAUGGGCGACGAAGAAGCGGACGAAACGAAAAUCGAUAAGAGCAAGUACAGAUUGGUCUGCUGGAGCUUGGGCGAAAGAGGAGCAGUCGGGGAGACGAUUUUUCAUUUAUGUAUGUUACACGCGACUACUAUUCACAUCGACCUGGCUAAACGUUUACUACGUUUUUAUCCUAAGCUGAUCAACGACGUUUACAUCAGCGACGAGUAUUACGGCGAGAACGCGUUACACAUCGCUAUAGUGAACGAAGAUCCAGCAUUGGUAAAGUUCCUCCUCGACAGCGGUGCGGACGUGCACGAAAGAUGCAUAGGAAAUUUUAUGUCCCCGGAAGAUCAAAAAGCAUCGAGAUCGGACAGCCUCGAUCACGAAUGGGUUUGCGUAGCUCCCGAAACGGAUUACAGCGGGUACGUUUAUUGGGGCGAAUAUCCUUUGAGCUUCGCUGCGUGUUUAGGGCAGGAAGAAUGUUACAGACUGAUACUUGCCAGAGGGGCAGAUCCCGACAAACAAGACACCAAUGGAAAUACGGUUCUACAUAUGUUGGUGAUCUACGAGAAGUUGACCACUUUCGAUAUGGCGUACGAGGUAGGUGCGUCGUUGGCGAUUAGAAACACGCAACAUUUAACACCGUUGACGCUGUCGGCGAAACUGGCAAGGAUCGAAAUGUUUUUCCACAUCUUAAAUAUCGAGAGGGAAAUUUAUUGGCAAAUUGGCAGCAUCACAUGCGCGGCUUAUCCCCUCUCGCAAGUAGACACCAUCGACGUUAACACCGGCAGCAUCAGUCACAACUCUGCUUUGAAUUUGGUGGUAUUCGGCGAAAAGGACGAGCAUUUGGAACUUAUGGACGGUAUCCUGGUUGAUCUGUUAAACGCCAAAUGGAACACUUUCGUCAAAUCUCGAUUUUAUCGUCAAUUUUUCCUCUUUUGUUUUUACUUCAUCUUGUCCUUGAUCAGCUUCACCCUUCGUCCUGGUCCAUCGGCUAUGCCAUCGAGCUCUACGACUACUCAAACUCCUCUCACAACCGUCGAAUCGUCGACUACACCGCACUCGUCUGAUCUUCUUUCGAAUUUGAUUCCAAUGACUGAUCGGAAAAUGUUUCAUAAUUUGAGUCCCUCGGUGUUUGUUAACGAAAUCGUAGAAAAUGCUUUAAUUUCUAAUUUGAAGUUCUCCUUGAAUGUAACAGCGUCUCGCUUGGACCAGCUAAAACUCGAUCUCGUAACCCACAUAAUGUCUAGUCUAAAAAAUCUUUUGACUAUUAUCGAGAACGAGACUGAAAGCCAACCAUUUAACGACUUUAGUCGGCAAUCUGCCGUAUUUACCGAUCAUUUGCACCACGAAAAUGAUACUAAUACGAGUACCUUCGUUACCAUUGAUUCCACAACCAAACUGUUAUUCGAUGAUGCUGUACUGCUCGAUAACAAUAAUAAGAGCAAUUGGUGGGACCAUCUUACCAAAGAAUGCCGACUGAUGCAACUGACCACAGUAUCUGCGAAUAUUCGAUUAAUCGCUGAAAUAUUCAUGGAAAUUGCGGCUAUUCUCUACAUUAUUGCAGCGCUACGAGAAGCCAGGUUUCUAGGUCUCAACAUGUUCAUCGAAAAUCUAAUGACUGCACCAUCGAGGGUAAUGUUUCUCUUCUCCUGCUGCAUAUUGUUGUCUUUUCCAUUUUUGCGAUUAUCCUGUGCCGACGAAAUGGAAGAUAUGCUAGCAGUAGUGGUAAUGUUAACCACAGCACCGUAUUUUUUAUUUUUCUGCAGAGGAUUUAAAACUGUCGGCCCUUUCGUUGUAAUGAUCUACAGAAUGAUCACGGGCGAUCUACUUCGAUUCGUAUCCAUCUAUUUGGUGUUCGUAAUUGGAUUCUCCCAAGCUUAUUACAUUAUAUUUUUAUCUUUCGACAAUCCUAAUACACCAGAAGGUGUGGACGAUUCGAUAAGCAAUCCAAUGCCAUCGCCGAUAGAAAGCAUCAUGGCAAUGUUCCUUAUGAGUAUGACGAACUUUGGGGAUUACUAUGGUGCGUUUGAGAGAACUCAACACGAAAUGGAAGCCAAGUUCAUGUUUGUUGUCUACAUGGCAAUUGUUGCUAUCUUACUUGUGAACAUGUUAAUCGCUAUGAUGGGGAAUACGUAUCAAAAAAUCGCAGAAACUAGGAACGAGUGGCAGAGACAAUGGGCACGUAUAGUUUUGGUAGUAGAACGAGGAGUAAGUCCACAAGAAAGACUUAAAAAGUUGAUGGAUUAUUCUCAACCAAUGUCAGAGGGUCGUAGAGCGUUGGUUCUUCGAUUGAAUCAAUCGGAAGAAGACAAGGAAGACAUGAAAGAAAUUUUGGAAAUGAAGAGGACCCACGACAAAUUGUGCAAGAAAAGGCAGCUAAAAUCAGCAAAGGAGAAAACUGUAACAAGAGAGGAUAAUAUUAUUGUAUAA